Molecule: messenger RNA, 3423 nt
Organism: Didymodactylos carnosus
Lineage: Eukaryota; Metazoa; Rotifera; Eurotatoria; Philodinida; Philodinidae
Source: the annotation of a GenBank genome assembly
AUGCCUGCUGAUAAUCACGGUAAAAAUCAAAUGAUCAAAAAGUGUCAAGAGUAUUAUCGCGGUAAUAGAAAACAACUGCAAUCCAUCCAGGAAUUCGAUGAUACUUAUCGAAGAGCCCACGCUAUUCGAUGGUAUACUCGACAAUCGUUCGUUUAUAAACUCAUCAAUAAAGCUCUACGCACAAAAGAUAUCGAACAACUGCACGUAUUUCGCUUCUUCAUCGCUGAUCUCUGCUCAAGUCUUGCAGAAGAGUACGAGAAGAUGAAACAAUGCGAGAAGGGUGUGCUGCGCGUCUAUCGAGGUGUGAAACUAUCGAACGAAGAAGCUGAAAAGCUGAAAGAGAAUGAGGGUAAACUGAUUUCGACAAAUGGCUUUCUGUCAACAAAUCGUUCGUUUUCAGUGGCUAAGAAUUUUGCUCGUCAACCGACCAAGCGUCAGGACACCAUUGUCGUUUUGUUUGAAAUCGAGUGUGAUUUCAGUGAGUUGAAUGCUGCUGUUGUGUGCGCCGACGUCGCACAGUUCAGCGAUAGUCCAGUAGAGCAGGAAGUCCUCUUCGAUCUGAGUGCAACUUUUAAAAUACUAUCAGUUGAUCGUACAGAAUCACAUGUCUGUCGUGUGGUCAUGAAAGCAACCUGUGACGCAGUAGAUAUUGCGCAACCACAUAUACAGUUGAAUGGAAAAGAGCAAGCAGAAACAAGUGCUCCCUCGACGUUCGGUUCCAUCCCUUGUGACAUCGAGACCCACCAGAAAUUACAAAAAUUCUUCCAGCAUCUGCUGGAAAAUCCUGCACGUGACGAUAUCUGUAAGAUUCAGUAUAACCUUGAUGUUGCUGAUCACAACCGACGUGAAUACGAUAAUGCGCUAAAACAGCAUGAGCACAACCACGCAAUAAUCACAACUAAAUCAGUGCCCGACCAACACUCAGCUAGAGUAUUGAAUUAUAUUGCCGCUGUCUAUAACAGGAAAGGCGAGUAUGAUCGUGCUUUGGAUUACUAUGCGAGAUCUCUCAGCACACAAGAUAAAUGUUUGCCAACUGAUCAUCCAGGUAUUGCUAACACUCUCAUCAGUAUUGGCGCUAUUUAUGACAGGAAAGGUGAGUUUAAUCGAGCUUUGGAACAUUAUGAGAGGUCCCUCAGAAUUCAGGAAACAUGUUUACCAUCUGACCAUCCAAACAUUACCACAAGUCUGGACAAUAUUGGUGCUGUUUAUGACCAGAAACGCGAGUAUGAUCGUGCGUUGGAAUAUUAUGGGAGAUCUCUUACGAAAAAAGAAAAAUGUUUGCCAUCUGACAAUCCGAAUAUUGCCACAACGCUGAAUAAUAUCGGUGCUAUUUACAACAGGAAAGGCGAGUAUGAUCAUGCCUUAAAAUAUUAUACGAGAUCUCUCACCAUAACAGAAAAGUCUUUGCCACCUGACAAUCUAGCUAUAAUCAACAGUCUCAUUAGUAUUGGCGCUAUCUAUGACCGAAAAGGCGAGUAUGAUCGUGCGUUGGAAUAUUAUACAAGAUCUCUCAGGAUAGAAGAAAAAUGUUUACCAUCUAACUAUCAAGGUAUUGCCACAAGUCUCAAUAAUAUUGGCGUUGUUUACAACAGGAAAGACGAUUAUGAUCUUGCUUUGGAAUAUUAUUCGAAAUCUCUUACCAUAAAAGAAAAAUGUUUACCAUCUAACCAUCAAGAUAUUGCCGCAAGUCUCAAUAAUAUUGGUGCUGUUUAUGACGGGAAAGGCGAGUAUGAUCUUGCCUUAGAUUAUUUUACGAGAUCUCUUAAAAUCCAGGAAAAAUGCUUGCCAUUUGACCAUCCAUAUAUUGCCGCAAGUCUGAAUAAUAUUGGCGCCGUUUUUGACGCGAAACGUGACUAUGAUCUUGCUUUGGAAUACUAUGCAAGAUCUCUCACCAUAACAGAAAAGCGUUUGCCAUCUAACCACCCGGAUAUUGCCACAAGUCUCAAUAAUAUUGGCGUUGUUUACAAUAGCAAAGGUGACUAUGAUCGUGCUUUGGAAUAUUAUGCGAGAUGUCUCACCAUAACAGAAAAAUGUUUGCCAUCUGACCAUCCGGAUAUUGCCACAAGUCUGAAUGAUAUUGGCGCUAUAUAUUGCAGGAAAGGCGAGUAUGAUCGUGCUUUGGAGUAUUAUGUGAGAUGUCUCAGUAUAACAGAAAAAUGUCUGCCAUCUGAUCAUCCGGAGCUUGCAAAUCGUCUAAUUAGUACUGGAGUUGUUUACAAUCGGAAAGGCGAUUAUAAUCGCGCUUUGGAAUAUUAUUCGAAAUCUCUCACCGUAAAACAGAAAUAUUUGCCACAUGACCAUCCGGAUAUUGCCACAAGUCUGAAUAAUAUCGGCCUUGUCUAUGACCGAAAAGGCGAAUAUGAUCGUGGGUUGGAAUAUUAUGCGAGAGCACUCGCCAUAAGGGAGAAAUGUUUGUCAGCUGACCAUCCGGAUAUUGCUAACACUCUCAUUAAUAUUGGUGCUAUUUAUGCCUGCAAAGGCGAGUAUGUUCGUGCUCUGGAAUAUUAUGCCAGAUCGCUCGCCAUAAGAGAGAAAUACUUGCCAUUGGACCAUCCGAUUAUCGGCAAAACACUGAAUUAUGUUAGCCUUGUCUAUGACCGGAAGGGCGAUUAUGGCCGCCCUUUGGAAUAUUAUGCCAGAUCUCUUACCAUAAUACCAAAAUGUUUGCCGUCUGACUAUUCUGAUAUUAAUAACACUGUCAUUAGUAUCGGUGCGAUUUGUACCCGCAAAGGUGAUUAUGAUCGUACUUUGGAAUAUUUUGCGAGAUCGCUCUCCGUAAGAGGGAAACGCUUGGCAGCUGACUAUUUGAAUAUUGCUAAAAGUCUGAAUAAUAUUGGCCUUGUCUAUGACCGGAAAGGCGAGUAUGAUCGUGCUUUGAAAUAUUAUGCCGGAUCCAUUACCGGAAAACGUUCGGCAGCUGACCAGUCAGAUAGUGACACAAGUGUGAGUGAUGUUGGCGUAGUUUGUGACCGGAAGGACGAGUAUAAUCAUACUGUGGAAUAUCUUGCGAGAUCUGUAAGAAUCGAAGGAAAAUGUUUGGCAUCCGAGGAUCCGGAUGUUGCUACAAGUGUGAGUGAUGUAGGUGUAGUUUGUGAUAGGAAAUUCGAUUUUGAUCAUGCUGUGGAAUAUCUUGCGAGAUCUGUGAGAAUCGAAGGAAAAUGUUUGGCAUCCGAGGAUCCGGAUGUUGCUACAAGUGUGAGUGAUGUAGGUGUAGUUUGUGAUAGGAAAUUCGAUUUUGAUCAUGCUGUGGAAUAUCUUGCGAGAUCUGUGAGAAUCGAAGGAAAAUGUUUGACAUCUGAGCAUCCGAAUGUUGCUGGUUUGGGAAUUGUUGAUGCUAGUUAUGAGAGACAAUACGGUUAUAGUCGUUCUGGGAAGUAUAUGCAACGAUUGUGGGCUAAAUGUAGAAAGCUUGUGAAAGAAUGA